ACUGGGCGCGCCUCGCUCGCUCCUUCAGCUUUUCGAGGCGAGGCCGGAAGUGACGCAGGCGAUGUAGUUUCCUGUUAUCUCGCCGAAGAGUUGAUUUUGUCGGGCGCUGGCCGCAGCAGAUUUCCUCAUAGAAACUGUAGGGAGAGCAAAGAAGAGGGAGGGAGCGUGCGUGAGUGCGGGAGGGUUGUACGGAGUUACUGAAGCCCUUUCGCGGCCUGGCUUGCUGGGGCCGCCCUCACAGUCUUCCUCUUUAUCCCAUUUUGCGCCCGGGCUGCAGGGAGAUUCGCUGCCAGCUCAGCCAUGCAGGCCAUUAAAUGUGUGGUGGUGGGAGACGGGGCUGUGGGUAAAACAUGCUUGCUGAUCAGUUACACUACCAAUGCUUUUCCUGGGGAAUACAUCCCAACUGUUUUCGACAACUAUUCUGCCAAUGUUAUGGUGGAUGGAAAGCCAGUUAACCUGGGGUUGUGGGAUACAGCUGGACAGGAGGACUACGACAGAUUACGUCCGUUGUCUUACCCACAAACGGACGUGUUCUUAAUUUGCUUUUCACUGGUUAGCCCAGCCUCAUUUGAAAAUGUUCGUGCUAAGUGGUACCCAGAAGUGCGACACCAUUGUCCCAACACUCCCAUUAUCCUUGUGGGCACCAAACUGGAUCUGAGAGAUGAUAAAGACACUAUUGAGAAGCUGAAAGAAAAGAAACUCACCCCAAUCACCUAUCCUCAGGGACUUGCCAUGGCAAAAGAGAUUGGUGCUGUAAAAUACUUGGAAUGCUCUGCCCUCACACAGCGAGGGCUGAAGACUGUAUUUGAUGAAGCGAUCCGAGCAGUCCUGUGCCCACCUCCAGUUAAGAAGAGAAAGAGAAGAUGUCGGCUGUUGUAAAACCUCCCACAUGCCAUCUUUUCUUCUGUCCCUCGUGAGUCUGUUGGCUCAAUAGGGACCAAUGACUAAAAUGCCAAUUCCCAGUCCUAUUUGUGAUAAUUCAUUUAUUGCCUAUAAAUAUAAUCUUGAAUUUCUCCAAAUCUUAUUUUCCCCUUGUACCUAUUAGAGACAUACAUUUCCCCC
Xenopus laevis (African clawed frog) is the source of this 1062-nucleotide messenger RNA. RefSeq names its product Rac family small GTPase 1 L homeolog (gene rac1.L). Gene Ontology annotation, molecular function: GTPase activity; GTP binding; G protein activity. Lineage: Eukaryota; Metazoa; Chordata; Amphibia; Anura; Pipidae. The record is from RefSeq and is marked provisional.